Molecule: messenger RNA, 2403 nt
Organism: Sycon ciliatum
Lineage: Eukaryota; Metazoa; Porifera; Calcarea; Leucosolenida; Sycettidae
Product: src substrate cortactin-like
Exons: 1
Coding region: 135-1634 (499 amino acids)
Biological process (GO): regulation of actin filament polymerization
Cellular component (GO): site of polarized growth; cortical actin cytoskeleton; actin filament
Molecular function (GO): actin filament binding
Source: RefSeq, a predicted model, not a curated record
GAAGCUGUUCCUAUUUAUUUGCUUCAGUCUACUUCAAAAGCUGCAGUUCUCUCCUCUCUUCAGUUUUGGACCUUUUAGUUUCUGCCUUCUACAUCGUAGCAUUUUUCUAAUAGUCCUGCAUUCCGUACACCACCAUGUGGAAAGCAACAACGGGCCACAACAAGUCACUUCAAAUCGAGGCGGAUGAUGACGAUUGGGACACUGAUGCUGACUUCGUCAAUGAUGUGUCAGAGAAGGAGCAGCGAUGGGGUUCAAAGGCCAUCGAGGGCUCCGGUCGCCAAGAGGCCUUCAGCAUGGAUAAGCUCCGAGGUGGUGUAGUAAACGAUCAUGCCGAGAAGACCAAAGAAGCCACUCCAAACUUCGCAGCCGGCUAUGGUGGUAAAUAUGGUGUUCAGGCCGAUCGGAUGGACAAAUCGGCUGUUGGUCACGAUUAUGCAGGAAAGACGGAAGCUCACGCUUCGACCAAGGACAUGAAACAAGGUUUCGGUGGCAAAUAUGGUGUGCAGAAAGACCGAAUGGACAAAUCCGCUAUGGGCCACGAUUACGAAGGCAAGACAGAAGCUCACGCGUCCACCAAGGAUAUGAAGCAAGGCUUCGGUGGUAAGUUUGGUGUUCAAACGGAUCGUAUGGACAAGUCUGCAGUUGGCCAUGACUACAAAGGCCAGACAGAGGCCCAUGCGUCCACUAAGGAUAUGAAGCAUGGAUUUGGCGGAAAGUAUGGUGUACAGACAGAUCGUGUUGAUAAGUCUGCUGUAGGGUAUGAUUCCAUGGAAGCUACUCAGGGCACAUCGUACAAGAAAGCUGAAAUCGUUGGCAGUGGUGGCGCGUCCAGUGCCCGCAGUAAGUUUGAAUCCAUGGCCAAGUCCGACAACAAACCGCCCAAACCGUCCGCUGGCAAACCUGCCCCGGUCAAGCGAGGAUCGGCAACUGGCAGCAUUGCCAGCCGUUUCGAGAACAUGUCGCAGACGGACAAGGCCGAUGAAGAGAGACAGCGCAAACAAGAGGAGCGGCGGCGUGAGAUUGCUGAGAGCCGUGCUGCGGCAGACAAGCAGCGCAAGGAACAAGAGGCAAGGCGGCAAGUCGAGGAAGAGCAGCGUCGUGCGGAAGAAGAGCAACGGCGACAGGAGCAAAUGGCAGCUGCGGCAGAGCAAGAAGAAGAGGAGAGACGGCGAAUGCAAGAACAGUGGGAGCGGGAGGAAGAGCAGCGCCGUGUCCAGCAACAGGAAGAAGAAGACCGUCGUGUUUGGCAACAGGAGGAAGAAGAGCAGAGGCGCCUUGCUGAGGAGGAGCGCUAUGCACAGGAACAAGCUGAGGAGGAGCGCUAUGCACAGGAACAAGCUGAGGAGGAGCGCUAUGCACGGGAACAAGCUGAGGCUGAGCAACAACAAUACCAGGAGUCGGCUGAGGCUGAGUAUCAGCAGGAGGAAGGGGAGGCCGACGGCGGUGAAGUUGAAGGCGAAGGCUUCUCUUGCACAGCUGUCUAUGAUUAUCAGGCCGGAGAUGUCGACGAGAUCAGCUUUGACCCCGGUGAGAUCAUCACCAACUGUGUUGUGGUUGAUGAUGGCUGGUGGCAGGGCAGCUGUCGAGGCCACUACGGCUUGUUCCCGGCCAACUAUGUAGAGGCAAACGAGUAAAUGUCUGCGACGUCUACAAACUCCCCAAUCACGCUACUAGAAACAUUCACAUGAUAGAGUUAAAUCAGUAACCCCCGCCCCGCAGCCCGUCCUAGCAUUCUAUUUGAAUUUUCCUACACAUGACCUCCGGCGUCGUGUGAAGAAGCACUGACGUCAUCCCUAGGCAGCGGCUUUCUCAGCGCGGCCGGGCGAUAUAUCGUGCCCAGCUCAGCGUCCUGUGUGUGCGCUAGUCCUAGUAAUGCAGCCCAGUGAUCCUGUAGUUACUCGCUUUACUCUCCUACUUCCCGAAUGCAAGACCUGUGCAUUCAAGUGGAGAAUAUUUUUUUAAUUGUCGUAUAAAUAUUUCAAUUACCGUUAUCCUUCGAGUCGAUAGUACUCUACCUGCCGUCUUCCACCCUCUCCCUGCGCUGCCGUUGUACUGUUCGUUUACUCUGUGUUGUUGUUAGUUUUCUUGCCACACAUUGCUUUGCUAUCCUUUUUCAUGAUGAAAAUGCUCUGGUCCAGGAACUUGCAGGAAGGCUAUCUUUUAUAGUGUGACAUCUCUGCCUCGGUGUCGAGUGGGCUUGCAUUCUUUUCUCCGCAUUUGUGUUGGUGUGUCCCGUAUGGUGCGCUGGUACUGGUGUGAUCAUUGCCGUCAUUUCCAAUCUGGAAGACGUGCGUCUAUUCCGCACAAGAGUUGCAUGGCUGUCUGUUGCACUUGUCCUUCAGGCUUCUUCUCAUUCUUGCCGCAGUCCUUGGACUCCAUUUGAUUCUCCUGGGUGGCUAUCAA